AUCCUAUAAAGCGCUUGACGGCUUGGCCGGUUUUCAGCCACUCACCAUACAGGUGCGCUCGGACAUUGGCGUUUUAACUGUUUGAAGCAAACAGUGCGUAUUUAAUUUACCCUCUAAAUGUGUUAAGUAAGACUUAAUGGCGACCUCUCAUGUCUUCGCGUAAGACUAACUGGGACACGAAGGCGCUCAAACACGACGGAGCAGCAACAAACUGGCGAAUCAGACCAACGGCGCUGAAGAAGCGACGGAUUUGUUUUCUGCGUUCAUGAAGACAGUUUCUUUUCUUGCGUCGAGGGAUUAACACUUGUGAGGAUUCGGGUUCAUUGGAAUAUUUUUCUGGUUUUUUUUUCUCCCCUUUUAGUGAUUUUCGACCAGUAAAAUGUAGCCUCUGCCUGCCAGAUGUGAGGGACCACAUCUGCAACCUACAGCAAACACCCCCGUCUGUCUACCUGUUCCUCAGGAAAAAAAACAAAAAACGCUGCUGCAGCUCCUCAACAUCUGCCAGCUCACAUCCGGGAGGCUUCAAGGAUUAGGCAGCCAGCUUCAUGACAGACCUUAGAGACCCUGACUGUUUGCUUGAAAGCAGAUCACUAAAGUCUCUCAUUUAACUUUUUUCCCCCCCACCAGUGGCGCUGAUAAUUAUGAUGAUGAUCAGGAUCCUAGGUGACAUUUGACAGACAGGUGGUUUUCAGUUAGGCCUGCGAAGGGACGAUGGCCCGCCUGGGACCAGGCUUGCUGUUGCCCGUUAAUGGUCUGGGCUACCCUCCUCAAAACCUGGCCAGAGUAGUGGUCUGGGAAUGGCUGAAUGAACAUGGCCGCUGGAGGCCCUACGGUGCAGCGGUUUGCCACCACAUCGAGAACAUCCUGAAGGGGGAUGCCCGCGGAACCGUGGUUCUGGGCCAAGUGGAUGGUCAGCUCUCCCCUUACAUUGUUGAUUUGCAGUCCAUGCAUCAGUUUCGUCAGGAUACAGGCACCAUGAGACCAGUACAGAGGAACUUCUAUGAACCGUCGUCUGCUCCAGGGAAAGGCGUCAUAUGGGAGUGGGAGAACGACAAUGGUUCUUGGACACCAUAUGACAUGGAGAUCUGUGUGACUAUCCAGAACGCCUAUGAAAAGCAGCACCCCUGGUUGGAUCUGACCUCUCUGGGCUUCUCCUACCUCAUUGACUUUAACAGCAUGUCUCAAACAAACAAGCAGAGCCUGCGCAAACGGCGCCUCCGCAGGCGCAUGGAUCUCGCUUACCCGCUUAUCAUGGGUUCCAUUCCCAAAUCACAGUCCUGGCCUGUAGGAACCAGCUCUGGCCAGCCGUGCUCCUGCCAGCAAUGCAUCCUGGUAAACGGUACAAGAGCUGCGUCAAAUGCAAUCCUUGCCUCUCAGCGACGGAAGCUCUACGGUGGGGCAGCAGGCAAUACCGGCACGACAGGAACCCUGACCGCAGUGCGACAGAGUAACACCUUUGCUGGAACGUCCCUCUGGUCUCCAAACUCUUCUGGGACCAAUGAUAUCAGUGCAGGAGGUGGACAAACCAAAGGUGAACAGUUGCAGGUCCCACUGUCCCCGGCCAACUUCCCGUGUUCCCCUGUGAUGUCAUCCCAUGGCCACGCCAACACCCUCACCAUCAAUGGACAAAACAACCUGAACCGACCGGGCACCCAGCGCAUCUCUAUGACCACUCCCAGAGGAACCAUCCCACCAGGGGUUCCUGCUCUUCCAGUCAAGAACCUGACUGGAUCUGGACCAGUGCACCCAGCACUAGCAGGUAUGACCGGUAUCCUGAUGUGCGCUGUAGGUCUGCCUGUUUGCCUGACUCGAGCACCAAAGCCCAUUCUGCACCCACCGGCCAUCAGCAAGAGCGAUAUGAAGCCUGUGCCGGGGAUCAACGGCAUGCGACGCAAGACAAAGAAAAAGCAUCUGAGGAGAGGGAAAACCCCAGAGGAUGUGGUCAGAAGAUACACUGAGAAAAUUAAAGUGGUGCCAGACGAGGACUGUACCAUCUGCAUGGAGAGGCUGGUCACGGCAUCAGGCUAUGAAGGCGUCCUACAGCACAAAGGCAUCAAGCCAGAGCUGGUGGGCAAACUUGGCAAGUGCGGCCAUAUGUACCAUCUGCUGUGCCUGGUGGCUAUGUACAACAAUGGCAAUAAGGAUGGCAGUCUUCAGUGCCCAACGUGCAAGACCAUCUAUGGUGAGAAAACAGGCACUCAGCCUCCUGGGAAGAUGGAGUACCAUGUCAUCCCCCACUGCCUGCCCGGUUACCCAGACUCCAAGACUAUCCGAAUCGUCUAUGACAUUCCUGCUGGUGUCCAGACCAAUGAGCACCCCAACCCUGGGAAAAAAUUCAGCGCAAGAGGUUUUCCCCGACAGUGUUACCUGCCAGACAACGAAAAGGGCAGGAAGGUCCUCAAGCUGCUGAUCACGGCCUGGGACCGACGCCUCAUCUUCACCAUCGGGACGUCCAGCACCACAGGAGAAACAGACACCGUGGUGUGGAACGAGAUCCACCACAAGACUGAAUUUGGCUCCAACCUGACUGGCCACGGCUACCCCGACCCCAAAUACCUGGACAACGUCCUGACAGAGCUGUCAGCCCAGGGAGUUGGCGAGGCAAACCUGAAAGACUGAAAGGUUCCUAAGCAGCUGAUUUUUCAGGAACACAACCUAUCAUGGGUGGCGGGGGGGUGAUGGGGCCUAUCUCAGCUGCAUUCGAGCGGAAGGCAGGGUACGCCCUGGACAAGUCGCCAUCUCAUCGCAGUAUUUUGAAACAAAAAAAAAAAAACUAAAGUUGUCUUUAUUUUUAACUUAUCGGGCCAUGAUUUGACCAGUCCAGCCCACUUGGGAGUAGAUUUUUCUCAAAACUGAGUUUGACACCCCUGCUGUACAUGUUCAGUCUGACAUAUAUGAAAUGAAAUGAAUUAUAUUUAUAUAGCGCUUUUCUCUAGUGACACAAAGCGCUUUACAUAGUGAAACCCAAUAUCUAAGUGUGGGUGGCACUGGGAGCAGGUGGGUAAAGUGUCUUGCCCAAGGACACAACGGCAGUGACUAGGAUGGCGGAAGAGGGAAUGGAACCUGCAACCUUCAAGUUGCUGGCACGGCCGCUCCACCAACCGAGCUAUGCCGCCCAAUAUCAAUCGGUCAGAUUCCGCAAGAUUUUGAGUGAAUGUCGUCACUCCCUGAAUGUGUUUGAACAGGAAGAGAGUUGUUGGAGACCUCUCUAUAUGCAAAUAUUUGUCUCACGAAAACAGGUCAUUAUUACUCUCCGAAAAAGGCUUUAGCAAAAGAGGUGUAAGCUUAUGCUGCAUUGAGAUUGAUGUUUUUUUUUAAUGAAUUUCAUUGUUAAAAAUCGCUGACAUCAAGAAAAACAUGCAAGUCCAUUCAUGACUAUUCAAAGUGAAAGUGAAAGCGAUGCUUGUUUAUCGAACCUUCAUCAAUAUAAGUGGUGUUUAUUUCCAGAUGUUCAUUUAUAAAAAAAAAAAGGUUCUGAAACUGAGAAGCCGAGUGGUUGGCGCCACUUUUCGAGGCCCUUUUAGAACUAUCAGGGAAUUUUUCCAUGUUCUAGAACGUUCCUUUUCGUCGGCCCCUUUACGCUUUCAGGUGUGCGCGGUACGUGCGAGCGCUGGUGUUUAUGCAAUUUCCUAUUUACCACACGUGACGGCCCAUUUAUUUGUAGCAAGUUUUUCUCCUGCUGUGUCACGGCGUGUGGAAAUAUACAGUGGGGCAAAAAAGUAUUUAGUCAGCCACCGAUUGUGCAAGUUCUCCCACUUAAAAUGAUGACAGAGGUCUUUAAUUUUCAUCAUAGGCACACUUCAACUGUGAGAGACAGAAUGUGGAAAAAAAAAUCCAGGAAUUCAAAUUGUAGGAAUUUUAAAGAAUUUAUUUGUAAAUUAUGGUGGAAAAUAAGUAUUUGGUCAACCAUUCAAAGCUCUCAUUGAUGGAAAGAGGUUUUGGCUCAAAAUCUCACGAUACAUGGCCCCGUUCAUUCUUUCCUUAACACGGCUCAGUCGUCCUGUCCCCUUAGAAGAAAAACGGCCCAAAAGCAUGAUGUUUCUACCCCCAUGCUUCACAGUAGUUAUGGUGUUCUUGGGAUGCAACUCAGUAUUCUUCUUCCUCCAAACACGACGAGUUGGGUUUAUACCAAAAAGUUCUAUUUUGGUUUCAUCUGACCGCAACAUUCUCACAUACUCUCUGGCAAACUGCAGACCGCCCUGGACAUGCACUGGCUUAAGCAGGGGGACACAUCUGGCACUGCAGGAUUGGAUUCCCGGUCGGCGUAGUGUGUUACUAAUGGUAACCUUUGUUACUUUGGUCCCAGCUCUCUGCAGGUCUUUCACCAGGUCCUCCUGUUUGAUUCUGGGAUUUUUGCUCACCGUUCUCAUGAUCAUUUUAACCCCAUGGGAUGAGAUCUUGCAUGGAGCCCCAGAUCGAGGGAGAUUACCAGUGGUCUUCUAUGUCUUUAAUUUUCUGAUAAUUGCUCCCACAGUUGAUUUUUUUCACACCAAGCUGUUUGCCUAUUGUAGAUUCACUCAUCCCAGUCUGGUGCAGGUCUAUUAUUCUUUUCCUAGUGUCCUUCGACAGCCCUUUGGUCUUGGCCAGAGUGGAGUUUGGAGUCUGACUGUUUGAGGCUUUGGACUGGUGUCUUUUAUUUAAAUAACGAGUUCAAACAAGUGCCAUCAAUACAGGUAACGAGUGGAGGACAGAAUAGCUUCUUAAAAAAGAAGUUACAGGUCUGUGAGAGCCAGAGAUCUUCUUUCUUUGAAGUGAUCAAAUACUUAUUUUCCACCAUAAUUUACAAAUAAAUUAUUUAAAAUUCCUACAAUGUGAAUUCCUGGAUUUUUUUUUCACAUUCUGUCUCUCACAGUUGAAGUGUACCUACGAUGAAAAUUACAGACCCCUGUCAUCAUUUUAAGUGGGAGAACUUGACUAAAUACAUUUUUUGCCCCACUGUAUCUCUGAUCGAGGAUUGUGUGACAGGACUCUAUGAUCCUGUGGGAUUACAGCGUGGUGACGUCCGUCCUGUGGUAUUUCCACCUUGUCUCAUGUCUUGUGUCCUCUAUGUCUGCGCGUGUGUCACCUUCUUUAACGUCCUCCCGCAGAUGCAUGCCAGCCAAAGUGUGAGCCUUGCAGGACGGACUCUUGUGCGACACGCUGGUCCGCAUCUUGCCUCGAAACUUUCAUUUUUCUUUUCUCACAAGAGCGAGGGAGACCAACAGCGUUUGGUUUUGUUUCUCCACUCUUUGGUCUACAUUUUCGAAGUGUUGACGACCUGCAAACGUCCAAGGAGACACUCUGAUUCGACUAUAAAGGGCUUCUUGAUCCUAAUCAGUCUUUAUUGAAUUGUGAUGACUUUGUUGCAUGUUUGUGUCUUUCCUGUGGACAAAUAUGGAGAAAUAAAUGUGCCCCCAGCUGGGUUGACCUUU
Nerophis ophidion (straightnose pipefish) is the source of this 5411-nucleotide messenger RNA. It is a transcript of the gene dtx1, whose product is annotated as deltex 1, E3 ubiquitin ligase. Gene Ontology annotation, biological process: Notch signaling pathway; protein ubiquitination. Bases 712 to 2619 code for a protein of 635 amino acids. Gene Ontology annotation, molecular function: ubiquitin protein ligase activity; zinc ion binding. The record is from RefSeq and is a predicted model, not a curated record. NCBI's taxonomy places the organism in Eukaryota, Metazoa, Chordata, Actinopteri, Syngnathiformes, Syngnathidae. The transcript has 11 exons. Gene Ontology annotation, cellular component: nucleoplasm.